UCCCCGUUUUCUUGUUCUCUUUUCCUCCAAUUCCAAAGCUUUUUCUGUUCGGUGCUUUGCUUUGUCUUCUGUUCUUAGUCUCACUUUUUGGUUCGAACCUUUUCUGGGUUUAUAGCGGGAAAGGUUCCUUUUUUUUCCGCCUUCUUGUUUAAUCUCAAAGGCCCUGAAGAUUCUUCUUCUCAUCCUGCGAUGCCCUUCUCCUAUUGUUAUAUGUUGUCGGAUUCGAAGAGUAGAUCAUGCCUCUGCAGCCUCUUCAUCACCGCGGCUUUGCUCUGUGGUGCUUACUUCAUCGGCAGUGCUUAUAUAGCUAACGAAUUCAGAGAAAAAUUGCUAAGAUGGGAAGUCACAAAUAAGUCGCAGAACCCAAAAUCCAAUACUUGCAAGAAGCAAUGUAGGCCUCCAGGUACGGAGGCGUUACCACAAGGAAUCAUUACCAAAACAUCGAACCUUGAAAUGCAGCGGUUAUGGAGCUACGAUAUGAAAAAGAGCAAACCAAACCAUUCAAUGAGCUUGUUAGCUAUGGCGGUUGGAAUCAAGCAAAAGGAAGUGGUUAACAAAAUUAUUCCCAAGUUUCCUCCCCGAGAUUUUGCGGUGAUGCUUUUUCAUUACGAUGGUGUUGUUGACGAGUGGAAGCAAUUCCCCUGGAACGAGCAUGUCAUACACGUUUCUGUGAUGAAUCAAACGAAAUGGUGGUUUGCCAAGCGGUUCUUGUAUCCGGACAUAGUCGCCGAGUACGAGUAUAUAUUUCUUUGGGAUGAAGACAUAGGGGUUGAGAAUUUCAAUCCGAAAAGGUAUUUAUCGAUUGUUAAGGACGAGGGGCUUCAGAUAUCGCAACCUGCACUCGACACUACAAAGUCCGAAGUUCAUCAUCCCAUUACGGCUCGUCAGAGAAACUCAAGAGUGCACAGGAGAAUGUAUAAAUACAAAGGUAGCGGGCGAUGUGACGAUCAUAGCACUGCUCCCCCAUGCAUAGGUUGGGUUGAAAUGAUGGCACCCGUUUUCUCCCAAGCAGCGUGGAGAUGUGCUUGGCAUAUGGUUCAGAAUGAUUUGAUCCACGCAUGGGGUCUCGAUAUGCAGCUCGGUUACUGUGCCCAGGGCAAUAGGAUGAAAAAUGUCGGUGUUGUUGACGCUGAGUACAUAGUACAUUACGGUCUUCCAACGCUUGGUGUGACCGAAUCAGAGUCAAGUCCCAGCCGGGUAAGUUUCGCGCAAAAGGAGACAUUGUCGGACCAAGAAGCACCGGCCCCAUCCGAGUCCCGAGAAGUCGACAAUCGACCCGAGGUGAGGAGACAGUCAUACAUAGAGAUGCAGAUGUUCAAGGAGCGGUGGAAGAAUGCUGUGAGGAACGACAAAUGCUGGGUCGAUCCUUACUGAGAAAAAUAGCGAAAGGCUUCUUCUGAUCAACGGAGCGGGAACUUGGAGUUAAAAAGAAAUGACAGAAUCUUUCUUUUUGCGACAGAUUAUGUAUAUAUGUUCGGUUUUUUUUUUUUUUUUUUUUUUGGU
This is a messenger RNA of Tarenaya hassleriana, 1503 nucleotides long. RefSeq lists its product as uncharacterized. The coding region runs from base 190 to 1374 and encodes 394 amino acids. The record is from RefSeq and is a predicted model, not a curated record. NCBI's taxonomy places the organism in Eukaryota, Viridiplantae, Streptophyta, Magnoliopsida, Brassicales, Cleomaceae. The transcript is spliced from 14 exons.